Syngnathus acus (greater pipefish) is the source of this 1351-nucleotide messenger RNA. It is a transcript of the gene rdh1, whose product is annotated as retinol dehydrogenase 1. The transcript is spliced from 6 exons. Bases 35 to 1060 code for a protein of 341 amino acids. NCBI's taxonomy places the organism in Eukaryota, Metazoa, Chordata, Actinopteri, Syngnathiformes, Syngnathidae. The record is from RefSeq and is a predicted model, not a curated record.
AAGGGAUUGUCUCUGCCUUUAGUCAGUCUUCCUAAUGACUUCCGUUGACAUGGUGACUGAACAACUGACUUCAGGUAUUUUGGAGGCACUGGUGUCCCAUCCAACGUUGACCUCUUUGCUACUUCUGGCUGCCCUCGUCGCCACAUGCUGGUAUAUCAGAGACUCCUACGAGGUGGCCGCGUUCGACCUCAAGCAUGUGCUCAUCACAGGCUGCGACAGCGGCUUCGGCAACCUGCUGGCUAGACAGCUGGAUGCCAAAGGUUUCCGGGUCAUAGCGGCGUGCCUCACGGAGACGGGAUCGGCGGAGCUGGCUCGCUCGGCCUCCCCCGGACUGAGGACGCUACUCCUGGACAUAACAGACGGCGAGAGCAUUAGGAGGGCACGGGAGUUUGUGAGCAGAGAGGUGGGAGAGCGAGGCCUGUGGGGGUUGGUGAACAAUGCGGGCCGAUCCACACCCAUCGGCCCGACAGAGUGGAUGCACUUGGAGGAUUUUACAAAAGUUCUGGACGUGAACCUGAUAGGCGCUGUGGACGUGACGCUUCGCUUCCUGCCGCUCCUGAAGAAGGCCCGAGGCCGGGUGGUCAACGUGGCCAGCGUCAUGGGCCGACUGGCGCUCACUGGGGGAGGCUACUGUCUUUCCAAGUGGGGAGUGGAGGCCUUUUCGGAUAGCCUCAGACGAGACAUGCAGCAUUUCGGUGUCAAAGUGAGCAUCAUCGAACCUGGUUUCUUCAAGACUGACGUGACCCGGCUGGAUCUCAUCGAAGCUGACCUCAGAAGGCUCUGGACUCGCCUCCCUCAAGAAACAAAACGCUUCUAUGGAGAAACAUACUUUGAUGAUUAUUUGAAGGCGCAGGCCUUCUCCAUGAACGUCCUGUGUAGUUCCCGCAUCUCUAUGGUGACCAGCUGCAUGGAGCAUGCCUUGACUGCUCGCUCCCCCCGCACGCGCUACACCGCCGGCUGGGACGCCAAACUUUUCUGGAUCCCGCUCUCGUACCUGCCUUCAUUUGUGUCCGAUUUUGUUAUCAGCGCGCUUCUACCUUCUCCUGCGGCAGCGAGGUGAUGAAGAGGAACUUCACUACGGUCGCCAAAUUCAACUCAGCAGCAACCAUUUGAACUGUCAGUGAUCAGAAAAAGCAGGUUUUAUUUGUAAUCAUUUAAGAUGGUGGAUACAAAAUGACUCAUCUGCAUUCUGAGGGCAUGCGUGGCUCAUCCACAUAAAUUAACAUCCGUGCACAAGCAUGUUCAAGUAUUCGGUCUGUUAUUCCCCAUCAUCAGUGCUGAUAUAAAAAGACAUAAUCACAGUGAUUAAAAGUCACAAAGUCAGGGAUCACAUAAGAGUAAAAAAAAAAAA